AUGGGGACCAGCAGGGACCACCACCAUCGGAUGAAAGCAGAAUUUGGACUUUUACUUUUAUUGGCUCUGCUUCAGACCGGGACCGGGCAAUCGUGUUCAGCUCCGGAUAAUGUGUCAAUUGAUGAAAACAACGAAGUGGGGGCAGUGGUUGUCGUGAUCACCAAUCCAGACGGCGUGACCCUCGAAUACUUAACCCCAGAGCAUCCGUUCAGGCUGGAGGGAAACACGUUGGUGGCUACUGAGUCUCUGGACGCCGAAUCGAUCAGAACUUACAUAACACAAAUUGGAUGCGGUGAACAGAGAUUAAGAAUCAGUGUUUCAGUGCAAGGCGUGAACGACAACCCUCCGACGUUCGAUAAGGAGCUUUACACGCUAACCGUCAAAGAGAUGACUCCUGUAGAAACCGUUGUGGGAACAAUCAUCGUAACAGAUCCAGACAUUGAGGACACACACAUCUUCACUCUCUCUUCAACGGAUCUCUUCAAAUUGAAAGUUUUUGGCAGAGAAGUAGACCUUGUUGUCGCCAAACUAAUCGAGUAUGACGACUUUCCAAAGGUUCAGCUGACCCUGACUGCUAAGGACUCACUCUUCAGCGCCUCCACCAAAAUAGACAUCAUCAUCGAGGACGUGGACACGCGGCCGCCGUGGUUCCAGCCCUGCCCCGUGACAGUGGUCCAAGGGGUCAAGAUCUGCCCCAACACUGGCUACAGCGGAGUGGUGGAUCUGGGAGAGAAGGAGGAAGGACCAUUAUCUCUGAAACCCAAUCAUAUUUGGGCCUUCGAUGGCGACAGAGGUCUCAACGAGCCGGUCACAUACUCCAUCGUCAGCGGGAGUGAAGACGCAUUCCAGAUUGACCCAGUUAAUGGAAACAUCACAAUGCUGAAAGCUGUGACUGUGGAAAAGACCAUUGUCAUGACCGUACUGGCCUCACAUGCGAAAAACUCGUUCCAGAUGGCAACAACCAGUCUGAUGAUAAAUGUGGUGGCUAAGAGUGUUCAUGAGCCCCAGUUUGAGAAGCCGCUGUAUGAAGCCUUGGUGGAGGGAGUGGGGACGAUGGCCGUGGACGCUGCAGACAAAGACAAGCUGCUGAUCGUACGCGCGUUAGACCAGGACUACGCUGUGGAUGGGGGUAUAAAUCCUAAUAUCGUCUACACCAUAACGGGAAGCACCGCAUUCUCUCUUUUUAAUGGAUAUUUGUUCAUGUCCACGGAGGUCGCUGAAGGACCGUAUGAGCUGGAAGUCAAGGCUGAAGACAAGAAAAACCCGGGGACAGCCACAACUCGAGUCUCUGUGGAGGUGGUGAAAGAGCCCACCACUACCACUCCCCCUCCAACUACAACCUCCAUACUGACCAAUGCAACUAGCAACCCAACCUCUGUGGCUACGGACCCCAGCACCGGACCCAGCACCGGACCCAGCACCGGACCCAGCACCGGACCCAGCACCGGACCCAGCACCGGACCCAGCAUCGGACCCAGCACCGGCGUUACCCCUGAUCCAACACACAACACCUCAAUGACUCCCACCCCUACCCCCGUCAAGACCACCCUGGGAACACCUGAAACAUCCAACCCUGGACCAACCCCUGGUCCAACCUCUGGACCAACCCCUGGAGUCACCACGGCCAGCACAGCGCACACAGCCAUCCCGGUCGGGGGCUUCACGUCGGUGGACAUGGCGGCUCUGGGGGCUUCUCUGGGGGUUCUUCUGUUCGUCUCCAUCGCGGUCAUCGCCGUCCUCUUUGUGAAGAUCCGUAAAGGGGACGUGGCCUGGAAGAAGAUCAACGAAGCCAGUGUCUUCAGGAGCGCUCUGGGCUCCUCCGGUCAAAAAGGAGGCGUCCAAUACACAAACGAAGCUUUCCAACACGACGACAAAGACGACAAAGGAGGUCCGUCAGGAGGUGGUCAGCAGAGCAGCUCGGCCCCGUCAGAAAAAUCCCAGCCCAGAGUCCUCCCCAGACCCCCGUCGCCCAUUCAGGAGGAGGAGAAGGAGGUCAAGCCCAUUCUCAGCAAGGACAAACACAAAGAGGACGGCUACAAAGCGGUGUGGUUCAAGGAGGACAUCGACCCCAACGCCAAAGAGGACGUGGUGAUCAUCGAAGGGCGAGCUGAGGAGGAGAACGAGGAUGAGGAGGAUGAGGAGGAUGAGGAGGGAGGGAUGAAGGCGCCAAGAGUCAAGUUUGGUGAUGCGGAUGGAGACAGCGGACUUGGGGAUAAGCUGGAGGAGUCUGAUGAGAAGGUUAUGACAUCCAGUCUGUGA
Molecule: messenger RNA, 2259 nt
Organism: Knipowitschia caucasica
Lineage: Eukaryota; Metazoa; Chordata; Actinopteri; Gobiiformes; Gobiidae
Source: the annotation of a GenBank genome assembly